AUGAGUUCUGCCAAGGAAGAACCAGAGGAGAGCCUGGAGUUUGCCCGCUCUGGUGCGACCAUCACCCCUCUGCGGCUCAAUAUUAUUGUUGUAGGGCUUUGGAUUUCGCUUUUUCUGUCGGCCCUCGACAGCACAAUCAUAUCCACUGCAGUCUUCAAGAUCUCCAGCAGUUUUGACAGCACCAGCCAGUCUGCCUGGAUUGUGACAGCGUAUUUGCUGACCUACAAUGCCUUCGUCCUGCUUCUUGCGAAACUGAGUGACAUCGUGGGCCUUAAGAGCCUUCUCUUGGUGUCCAAUGCCGUCUUCCUCGUUUUCUCUAUUGCCUGUGGCGUGGCCCAGACCAUGAACCAGCUCAUCGUCUUUCGCGCAUUUCAGGGGAUUGGAGCGUCGGGUCUCUACUGCCUAGUCUUCAUAGCAAUUCUGCGAUUGGUAUCGAUUGAAAAAGCUGGACUCUACUCCGGCGUCAUCAGCUCUGUCUUCGCCAUCUCAAAUCUUCUCGGCCCUAUAUUGGGAGGUGUGAUCGUUGACCAUACAACUUGGAGAUGGAUCUUCUAUAUCAAUAUCCCACUGUCGGCAAUCUCCUUUCUGAUUCUGUUUUGCGUCAUGCCAGCAACCGGCCAGUUCAAGUUCAACCGUGAAACCCUGGGAAGACUCGAUGUUAUUGGAUCUUUUCUGUCGGUCUGCUGGUUGAUUCCACUUCUCUUUGCCCUUCAGGAAGGUGGUUCCCAUUACCCUUGGAGCAGCAAGGAAGUCAUCGGCUCCCUGGUCGGGGGCAUCGUAGCCCUCAUCGUCUUUGUCGCAUACGAAACCUGGCUCCAAAGACAGAAUAGCGCUAGGGAGCCCAUAUUUCCCAUCAGAUUCUUAGGCGAUCCCAUGCAGGGAUUGCUGCUUCUGAACGUUCUAUUCACCGGCUUUGCAUUUUACACCUCAAUCAUCCUUCUCCCGCAGCGAUUCCAAGCCGUCAACGGCGUCAGCGCCUCUCGUGCUGGGGUCCUCCUCCUCACCCUGACAUUGGUUCUCCCUUUUUUCUCACUCGUGGCAGGCGCUAUUCUGAGCAAAAAGCCCGAGAUGACAUUCUCCUUGCUUACUUUCGGUGCGGUCCUGAUUCUAACAUCUACGGCCUGUCUAAGCGACUUGCCGACCGACAAAGCCACGUCCAAGUCCCAGUAUGGAUUCCAGGUGCUCAUGGGCGCAGGACUCGGCGUCAUCUCUACAACGCAGUAUAUCGGGCUGAAGAUGUGCUUUCGACCGCGUGAUCUUGGUACCGGAACUGGCGCGAUGAACAUGCUACGUGCCAUGGGCGGCUGUAUCGGUCUGGCUAUCUGUGCUGCGAUGUUGAGUGCUGAGCUCAAUUCAUCUCUGCCUUCUAUUCUGAGCCCGGAACUUGUCAGCGUUGCCAAGGAUACAUUGCGUGAAGGUAACGGACUUAGUGCUAGUGACUUGGCCCUUGUAAGAGAGAUCUAUGGAAAAGGAUAUGACAGCGGGUACCAAGUAAUGAUUGCUUUUGCAGGAGCAAAUGUGAUUGUCGGGGGACUGUUGAUCGCGGCUACAUACCGCCGUGGGGGUGUAGAUAAAAUGGUGGAAGUUGCCAGGGCUUCGGAGGCACAAAACUCGGGCUAGGUUAUUUCUUUCUGUC
This is a messenger RNA of Aspergillus steynii IBT 23096, 1636 nucleotides long. RefSeq names its product putative MFS multidrug transporter. Gene Ontology annotation, molecular function: transmembrane transporter activity. The record is from RefSeq and is a predicted model, not a curated record. Bases 1 to 1620 code for a protein of 539 amino acids. Lineage: Eukaryota; Fungi; Ascomycota; Eurotiomycetes; Eurotiales; Aspergillaceae. The transcript has 7 exons. Gene Ontology annotation, biological process: transmembrane transport.